AUGGCUGGCAAGAAAAAGUCCAAGAAGCCCGCGGCCAACCCAGCCCGUGGUUUCGCUACCACGUCUCUUCCUUCCAAGCCGAGAGAGGUCGCCGAAGACGUUACGCCAGUCAAACCCAACAACACCGAUACGAGCAAGGCCAAUGCCCAAUCAUCCAAAGACGCCCCCGCGACGAACGGAACUACCGCUCCUACAGAGGCCGCCAAGGCUGUGCCAGAAAAGACCUUGAGCCCCGAAGAGUUCGAACAACAGUUGGAAGAGUCCGCGUUGCAGUUGCUGGUCGAGAAGUAUGCGCCCAAGGUGCGCCGAGAUGCGCUGCGCCAAAAGACCCGUCUAGAGACCGACAGGCGCCUGCUACGAGGUCAGGCCGACUCCAUCAAUGCGAAAAAGUGGUUACCCCAAGAGUUGAUGGACGAUCUUAUGGAUCUUGUCCGAGCCGAGAGUCGUUUUGCUGCCUCGAGUCUUACUUCCGAGGGCGCAUCUAGCAGAUUGCCCCCAGAGGACGACCUCAUCAUCAAGCUAUGGACCCUCCAGGAGACCCUCGGAGGCGCCGACUUCCCACAAGAAAAGAUCCAGCCCGCUUUGAAGUUCGUCUUGGACAUUGCUCCUAAUAUCCCCGCUACGGCAAGGAGUGACACCAUUUGGGGCCUCGACGAAGUUCUGGACUGGCUAGCGAGAGAGUGUUCCAAGGAGGAGCUGCCUGAUUACAGUGGGCGCGCAAAGAAGUCGCAGACAGACACGCCUUCAGAAACUCCUCUACCGUCCGGCGCAGUCACUCCCCAGCUUCCCGAGCUAGGCCCGCGCGGCAAAAAGGGCAAAAACAUCACCUCCCGGCCAUCCCGAGCCCCCUCGCCGAAACGGUCAAAGGUCAUCUUUGACGAAUAUAUCGAGCCGGAUCAGUUGCUCCCCUUUUACCUCGAAACAAAGACCAAACUUUUCGAGAUCCAACGUCCUCGCUUGGAUAAUGCAAAGGGUAAAAAGAGCAAGGCCGAGGCAAACCCGAGUGAUCCCGAGGAGGCCCUUCUGUUAGCCAAGAUCGAGCGCGUCGAAAAGGAUAUCCUAUUCGACAAGUAUGUUGCUGAGCAAAAAUGGAGAGACAUGAAGAUCGACCUGGAAAAAGAUUAUGCGGCAAAUAAAAAGAAGAUCGUGGAGGAAGAGGAGGAGAAGAAGGAGGAGGCCCAAGCCGAAACUCCUGCUCCAACUGAGGCGGAUGAUAUUGCCGCCGAAGCUGAGCGCAUGGCGGCAGAGCUUCUUGCCGAAAACCCCGAUGACGAUGAUGAGGGUCUUGCCGGCAUGUUCGCCAGUCUUCCCGUUAAUGAGGUGGACCCGACGACCGGAAAGACCAACACAGUCAUGAACAACGCCGAUGGUUCCAAGACUCAGAUCAGGGACUUUGGAAAAUGGACUGGUGUGAGCCCAAUGCGUGCCCUAGAGGAGGCUUGUCGGUCCCGGGACAAUUCUGUUAAGAUCUCGUAUCAUAUUUUGUCGGAUGUUUCCUUUGCCAGCAAGCACGCGGUCAAGAUCCUCUGGUCUAAGCCCCAGGAGAUCCCCGCUCCUCCGGACUCGGACGACAUCGAAGUCUUCACGACGCCCACCCAGUUUGUGUUCAAGAUGGUAUCCAUUGCCACGCCUGAUGCAAAGCAGUCCGAGGCAUACAUUGCAACGAUCGCUUUGUUCCUCAUCUUUAGUUCUUCAGCCAAGGAAGAAAAGGUGGCCAUGAGGCUGCCUGUCGCCUGGAAGGAUCUUUGGUCAGAAAUGGCCGAAGCCAGGAAGAGCAAGGCUGACGAGGCAGAUCGCGCGGUCGUGAAACACUUGCGCGAUCUCGUUCGGAAGCGGAUGGACCAGGAAUUGGAGGACGGUGUCAUCAUCCAGGGUGCUUUCAAGGGCCGUGGUCAAUCCCGGAACCAGACAGACUCUGAGUCUGACCAAGAACGGGCAAAGCGCAACGCCCAGGACCCCGAGUAUUACCAGAGAAUCUGGUUGCAAAAGGCCAGCACACCUAGGUACCAACAGAUGUUGGUGUCUCGCAUGCAGCUUCCCAUGUGGCAGUUCCGGCAACAGGUUGUCGACACUGUCGAGAGAGAACAGGUGGUCAUCAUCUGCGGUGAGACUGGUUGCGGAAAGAGUACCCAGGUCCCUUCUUUCUUGCUUGAGGAUCAGCUCUUGAAGGGCAGAAACUGCAAGAUUUACUGCACGGAACCUCGCCGUAUCUCGGCCAUCUCUUUGGCCAAGAGAGUCAGCGAGGAAAUUGGUGAGGGCAGGGGUGAUCUUGGAACACCUCGGUCUCUGGUGGGUUAUUCGAUCCGUCUCGAGGCAAACACUUCCAGGGAGACUCGCCUUGUCUACGCUACCACUGGUAUCGUCAUGCGCAUGUUGGAGGGCUCUAACGACCUCAACGAGAUCACCCAUCUGGUUCUCGACGAAGUCCACGAACGCUCCAUUGACAGUGAUUUCCUCUUGAUCGUUCUCAAGAAGUUGCUCGCCCGGAGAAAGGAUCUCAAGGUGGUUCUCAUGUCAGCCACCGUUGAUGCUGAGCGUUUCUCCAACUAUCUCGGCGGAGCACCAGUUCUGAACGUUCCCGGCCGAACCUUCCCCGUCAAGGUCGCCUACCUUGAAGAUGCCGUCGAGUUGACUGGAUAUACUCUCGACGCGCGCAACCCUGUGGCAUCGAAACUUACUGAACUGGACGACGACGCGGAUGCCGAGGUCGAUACCUCUUCCAAGCCUGAGCUGAUUCAGUCUCUCAAGAACUACUCCAACAGAACUCGCAACACACUGGCGCAGAUCGACGAGUACCAGAUCGACUUUGAUCUGAUUGUUCAGCUGAUCUCUACGAUCGCAACCCAUCCUGACUACGUCGAUUUCAGCAAAGCCAUCCUGGUCUUCUUGCCUGGUAUUGCCGAAAUCAGGACACUCAACGACAUGCUGCUCGGCGACAAAUCCUUUGCCGAUAGCUGGCUGGUUUACCCGUUGCACUCGACUAUUGCUACCGAGGACCAGGAAGCCGCCUUCCUCGUGCCUCCUCCUGGUUUGAGGAAGAUCGUCUUGGCUACCAACAUUGCUGAGACUGGUAUUACCAUUCCCGAUGUCACCUGCGUUAUCGACACUGGCAAGCAUCGUGAGAUGAGAUUCGACGAGCGUAGACAGCUGUCCCGGCUGAUUGAUACCUUCAUCUCGCGGGCCAACGCCAAGCAGCGUCGUGGUCGUGCCGGUCGUGUUCAGGAAGGUCUCUGCUUCCACAUGUUCACCAAGCAUCGCCAUGACAACAUCAUGAGCGACCAGCAAACUCCCGAAAUGCUGCGUCUUUCCUUGCAGGAUCUUGCUAUUCGUGUCAAGAUUUGCAAGAUUGGUGGUAUCGAGGAUACCCUGGGCGAGGCGCUCGACCCGCCUUCCGCGAAGAAUAUUCGUCGUGCCAUCGAUGCCCUUGUCGAUGUUCGUGCUCUUACAGCCUCAUCGGAAGAGCUUACGCCACUUGGUCUCCAGCUGGCCCGCUUGCCGCUUGACGUGUUCUUAGGCAAGCUGAUCCUUCUUGGUGCUAUCUUCAAGUGUCUCGAUAUGGCUCUUACUGUGGCUGCCAUUCUUUCCUCCAAGUCACCCUUUGUUGCGCCUUUCGGACAACGUCAACAAGCGAACACUGUUCGCAUGGGUUUCCGCAAGGGUGACUCUGAUCUACUCACCGUCUACAACGCGUACCAGUCGUGGAAGCGUGUGUGCCAGUCGUCAACCAGCGGCGGUGCCGAGUUCCAGUACUGCCGGAAGAACUUCCUCUCGCCCCAGACUCUGGCGAAUAUUGAGGAUCUCAAGGGCCAGCUGCUCGUGUCUGUUGCCGACUCCGGCUUCCUCCAGCUGACCACCGAAGAGCGCCAGGUGCUUAACAGGCUCCGGUUUGGUGGAAAACGUCGGCACCAGAUCUUUUUCGAGGUGCCUCAGCGUGUCAACAUUAACAGCGACAAUGAGAUGAUUUGUCAGUCGGUCAUCGCUUGGAGUUUCUACCCCAAGCUUCUGGUUAGAGAUACACCCGGCAGUAAGGGCCUGCGCAACGUUGGCAACAACCAGAAUAUUAGCUUGCAUCCUAGCAGUGUCAACAAGGGCCAUAACGAGCUCAAGUGGUUGAGUUAUUACAACAUUAUGCAGACCAAGGGAAGCGUCUACAACGCCCACGAAACCACGGCCGUGGACCCCUUUGCCGUCGCCCUCCUCUGCGGCGACGUUCGUGCCGAUAUGUACUCGGGCGUGCUCGUCCUCGACGGCAACCGCGCCCGCUUCGCCGUGUCCGACUGGAAGACCAUGUUGGUCGUCAAGAUGUUGCGCACGAGACUCAAGGAGAUGAUGGCCCGCAGCUUCAAGAACCCUGGCAAGCUCCCCACGGCCCAGCACGAGCGCUGGCUGGAGGUCUGGCAGCGUAUUUUCACUACGGCGAUGGAGCAGAAGGAGAAGGCGGCGGCUAUGACGGCGACGACGGGCUUUUUGCAGGGUAGCUGGGAGUGGAAGAAGAGCCAGCAGGCGCAGGAUACUGGCACUGGCCCUUCGCUUAGAGCGGGCGGUUUGCCUCGGGACGACUGCCAUGGAAGCCAGGAGCCGGAUGCUGGCACUGGCACCGGCCCUUCGCUUAGAGAGGGGGGUUUGCCUCAGGAUUUUGACGACAAGCACAGAAACCAGGAGGAGCGUGAUGCUGACGAUCUUGAAGGUGCCAUGGCUCUUUUGAUGCUGGCGGCUUCCAAGUGA
This is a messenger RNA of Sordaria macrospora k-hell, 4725 nucleotides long. Lineage: Eukaryota; Fungi; Ascomycota; Sordariomycetes; Sordariales; Sordariaceae. The record is from RefSeq and is a predicted model, not a curated record.